AUGGCGACAACCGCGCGGCCCAACGGCGGCGGAGCCACCGCUUCCGCUUCCGCCGCCCCGACACCCCGCGGCCGCCGUUCGCACGGCACCGGGAGGCCGCAGUCCGGCCGCGGCUACAGCGCCCCCUGGCGGCACGGAGCGGCACCCGCCGGCACGGCGCUCCCGGCACUGACGUCACUGCCAGGGUACCGGCGUGACGUCACCGCCCGCGGCAGCGACGUCACUGGCUGCCAGCACCCCCAGAGCAGCGGGACGCCUCCCGCCCGCCUCCCCCGGCACCGCCUGGGCACCCACUGCCGUGCGGAAAGACCAGGUUCUGCCAGUUUCUUAAGACAGGCUCACACUCUUAUCAGGGGACUAACCUUGGCUGAAGCCUUGCUGGAAUGCCGGGUCAACUCUGUGAUGCUGCAACAGCAGCUCCUCAACUCUGCGAUGCUCCACCUUGCUGUGACAGGGACAAGCUUUGUAGUGAGACUCUGCCCGUCACUCUGGUCCCCUGUCUGGACUCUUUCCAGGGAGGAGUGGGUGCCUGCAGCAGCAGCUGAAGAAUUGGCAAAAUGCAGGAAAGAAGCACCAGUGAAGAGCCCUGCCAAGGCCCUGACAUCCAUCAGAGACAUGGUCACGUUUGAGGUGUACUGGAGGCCAGGGCAAGACCAGUUUUCCCUGGAUGCCAAGAUAAUGGAGCUGGAGAAGCGGCUGGCACAGCUGGAAGCCACAGUGCAGUGCAAGCCCAUCAGCCAGAAUCUGCUCCUGGUCGAGCCGAUGGGUUCCAGCCUCCUGGAGACUGCGCAGAUCCUGCAGGCCAAGGUGAACAUUUUGGAUGAGGUCAUGCUGGACCAAAUAGAGGCCCGGCUGAAGAGCAUCCUGGGGAAGGUGAAGGAGAUUGCCGAGCACGAAGCAAUGGUGCAAUGCGCCAACAGCCAGAGCAAGAUCCACCAGACAUAUGAGUUAAUGCAGCACUGGGACCCCAUAGCCAGCAGCCUGCCUGAUGUGGUGCAGUAUCUGCUGACCCUCAGGGACCUGCACGAGGAAGCCACACAGGUUGGGCAGGUCCUUGAGGACAUGGAAACCAUGCAGAAGGAGAUAGCUGAUGCUCUCCAGGUCAACGCUUUUCUGCUGGAGGUGGUCCAGAAGACAAUGAAAGAAUUCUUGGCCGUUGUAGAGGGAAACGUUGCUGAGACAGAAGCUAGCAUCAGGAAGCUGCAGAAGUGA
This is a messenger RNA of Cygnus atratus (black swan), 1212 nucleotides long. Its product is annotated as dynactin subunit 2-like. Lineage: Eukaryota; Metazoa; Chordata; Aves; Anseriformes; Anatidae. Gene Ontology annotation, biological process: mitotic spindle organization. The record is from RefSeq and is a predicted model, not a curated record. Gene Ontology annotation, cellular component: cytoplasm; dynactin complex; centrosome. The transcript has 11 exons. Bases 1 to 1212 code for a protein of 403 amino acids.